Molecule: messenger RNA, 3171 nt
Organism: Peromyscus leucopus (white-footed mouse)
Lineage: Eukaryota; Metazoa; Chordata; Mammalia; Rodentia; Cricetidae
Gene: C15H1orf105
Product: chromosome 15 C1orf105 homolog
Exons: 7
Coding region: 2424-2972 (182 amino acids)
Source: RefSeq, a predicted model, not a curated record
UUCAUAAGUAAGAAUAAGCUUCCAUGUAUUUAUUUGGGAUCUGGUUGGUGGGCCUCCAAAAAUCAAAGAGUAAAAACAGCCAAUAUUACAGAAGAGACUGUGGGUCUGAGGCAUAUAAGCUCACAAAUUGUAUUUGACAAAUUCAGGGGUAAAAAGAAAAUUCAUCCGUUUAAAGUUCAUGUGCAAUAAAGCAUGGGAAUGUUGCCACCUCAACAGGCUUCUUUAGGAUGUCAGUGAAGUUCCAGAGAAACUGGGUAAAUAGAAGCUUAAGGGAUGAGAAAACUUUUUAGUGCAUCAGUCUCUAAAUAAUACCAAUAUUGAAAUUUUAGGCUUUGGAUUUUUUUUCUUUUUUACUAUGCACCAAAUUAUACAAAUAGAAUGCUUACUUUCAAGGUAAUGUGGUACAGUCUGCCAAUUGUUUGGCAGCUUUGCCAAAGACUUUUAAUUUGUGAUUUUCAGUUUUGAAGAUUACGUGGGCUGAAUUUGAAUUGAAAAGCAGCUAGUCUCGGAUGAGAGCCCUUGUGAAAACGCCUCAUUUCACUGUUGAAAAUAGAAUACUACACAUCAAGAGAGCAAAUCAUUCUCUGGGACACUGGGUUCCAUUUACCUCGCUGGAAUCCCAUUUACAUUUGACCCAGGGGUGUCCUGGCAAAUGAAGGCACGAAGAAGAUCUGGGCAGGACCUCCUUAUUCUAAAAGAAGACCUCCUCAUUAAAAUCAUUUUCUUUGGAUCAUGAAAACCACUUAAAUCAUUUUUAAGAAAUUCCCCACUCAAAAUGCAAGCCAGCUUCUUGGGUUUCAAGUUGCACAUCCUGUGUCACAUCCCUUUUUGCUGUCUCCAAGGGUCAAUAAUGCACAGGGUUACUGGCAACAAAGUUCAAAGACUCUAAAGCAAGGCAUUCAGCUGGUUCUCCUGGAGCCCAGGGCAACUGAGCUGAUGUGAAAUAAUGCCCAAGGCACAGCCUUUGCCUUGACCUUGGUCCUCAUCUGAUAGUGUUUUUAUGUUUGUAUGUAUGGAUAUGCUCAUAUAUGUUGUGCAAGUAUGCAUCUGUUUAGGAACUCUAAGAGGCCAGAGGACAUCCCAAUAUCCUGCUCUAUCAAUAUCUACCUUAUUCCUUUGAGCAGGCUUUCUCACUGAACUUGGCCAGCAAGGCCCAAGGAUCCCCCUGUCCCUGCUCUACACAACACUGGGGUGACAUGCAAGCAUGUGGCUGCACUUGGCUUUUUACACGGGUGCUGAGAUAUGACCUCAUGUUUUAUUUUAUACAUGGGCCAUCUUCCCACUCCCUUGAAUUUUAAAACAAUAUUCUUACUAGAUGGAUCCAAACACUAAUAGACACAAUAUUCUCCGAUUCUUUUCUACCCCUUUGCCAAGCAAAGGGAGGCUGCCAGUGCAGGGGUGUUCCUCCAGUUGAUUUUGUUUUUCCAACACUUGGUAUUUUUCACUGUCUAAAACUUAAAUACAGACUUGGUUUUACCUACUACUUCACAAUUUGGGUAUUUACAACAUGAACUGACCCGAUGAACAAGAAGAAAGUGAAAUUCCAGCUAUGCCAGAAUGGAAUGGCUUUAGUCUCCUGAACGGAAUAAAAGUGUGCUCCAUCUCAUUUCUCAAUCAAGAAGCAAGAGGGAGUCUGAGGAGCGGUGUGGGGUGGGGAAAGGCAUGGAACAAAAGUAAAUGCUGUGCGAAUGCACUGGCAUGUUUUUUCUGUCCAUAGUUCUUAUUUCUUUCAUAAUAUACUCUUAAAUCAACCAUCCACUAACUCUCUGUCUCCACCUCUACCUGCAUCCUCCACGUGUGACAGAGUAGGAAAGGUACUACAGUCUUCAAGAUCAAUCACAACACAGGAUGCUCAAGAGAAGUUAGAACUUCUUUUUAAAGCUAUAGUACUCCUUGUAUAGUCACUCCUUUUUUAUGUAUCAGAUGUCUCUGGGAUUCAUAAUAACAUCUUAGUCAGCAGGAGCCCCAGAGAAGUAACAGAAUCAAAGCAGCUUAUGAAAUAACCAAAUCAGCAGUUAUCACAUAUUGUUAUAAUAAAAGGCUUGGUCAUCUUUCUAGGGAAAACCAUUAAUGAUUUAAGUGCUGAUGCAGCUAGUUGAGAUCUUGAGAGCCUUAAUCCACUUGCUCCAACCAUGACCUAAUGUUCCAGAAGGUACCAAUUGUGACUUCUGACAAGGGGACAAUGGAAUUCAUGCCAGCCAAUCAAAACCCCAACUUUUCAUUCCUAAUAGAAUACAUGCUGUAAGAUUCUAAAUCAUUCAAGUGUUGGGGAAAAGGGGGAGCAUCCUGUUAUUGAAAUUAUGAAGGGGUCUUCCACUUGCUUUUGUGCCUAACCAAGAGGCACUGUAGCAGCCUCCUCUUGACAGCAGAGAGAGGCCAUUGUUCUACAGUCCACAGCUCAAAACACUGAAAACACCUAAGAGAUGGAUAAAAAAGAGCUAAAGGCUUUUGUUCCAAAAUUUGACAAGGUCCCUUGGCUUAGUGAGGCCAGCCUGGUGAACAAGCCUUUGGUACUCAGCAUCCCUGGAAGAUAUCAUUCCUCCGCCACUGUUCUGACUUUAUGCAAGAAGGGUAUGGAUUUGCCAAAUUUGCUUCAGGUUCCAGAUGUCAUAUAUCAGGCCAGGAAGAACAAGCAUGAAAACCUGUCACCCAGGAACAAGCAGCUGUGCUCCGCAUGUCGAGAAAUGAAAACGGUACAGCCAAAAAAUUUCAUAAUCCCAGACCAUCAGAAACCAUCCUUCCAGAAUUCUUUGGAUCACAGAGAGAUGCUCCUUCAUCAUCCCGAUAUCCAGCAGUUUGAUCACCCCUGCAAUGACAUUCCAACAGAGAGCAUUCGCUACAGACUGCCCAUUAUGGGCCCCAGGACCGCUGUCUUCCACAGGCUGCUGUCAGGUGCCUACACAACUCCUCUGGAGACUCAGCACCUCUCCCUUCCCAGAAAGAAACUAAAGAGCAAGACAGUGAAGCAGUGAGUGGUCAGAGCUAAUUACCCCCCAAGUGUCAGGGACAAAGGCCACCCCUCCAAACUGUUCUGAUACUGGUGCCUUCCCAUCCUGAAAGAUGAUUCAUUUUUUUCCUCCUACAUGCUGCUAGUCUAGCUCCUACCACUUUCUCCUAAAGAUAAAAUGGUUUAAUUUACAUAAAUAUAAAGAUUUAUUGAUUAACACAGAA